AAAUUUUAUCACGGCAUAAGAAAUUAUGCCUACGACGACAAGACUCUUAAUAUAGACAAUAAUUCAUCUAACAUUUAGCCAUUCAGCAAGCUGAAGUGGGCCAAAAUGGAAUCUGUUAUCGUUUCGUUUUUCAUCACAUUCUUUUGUUUAUCUCGCUAUUCAGAUUGUGGAAGUAUCACAUGGUAUGAACCUCUACCAGUUACGACAGUAUUGAGUGCCGGCGAUUACCCAACUCCAGGAGAGAAAAAGCUUUUUGAAGGACAUCCUGCGUCUCUAAGCUGGAACUUCAGUUUCACGUCCGUGACACUCUUUGCGGUCGCUAUAAAGUUCAAUACUGAUACCGUUGCUUUCAGUGGACCAGAAGGACAAGCUGCAGCGGUGGAGGAUGCCUUCAAGGACAGAUUCAAUUUCUCUUGGAUUUCCCAACGAUUGACUUUGGUAAUCUUCAACGCGACCGCUGAGUAUGAUGAAAGUAAUGGAGCAUUUCGGUGCGAGUUGACUACUUCGGGAGGAACGUGGAUCCGUAGGAUUCUAUUGAAAAUUUUGGAUAAAUCAGAUGGUGUGUCUUUGAAAACGAACGCAACAAGAAACAAUGGUUGCGUCGACAUUUGGGUGACUUUCACUUGCAGCUUAUCUGAUUCCAAUUUAGCGGUUCAUAAUUAUAUGCUCGUUAAGAAUGGUACAGAGGUCAGUCUUAGUGAGAGUGGGACAUGGAUAGAAAGGAUUUCACGAGGAGAAACGUUUGUCUAUAAAUGCGUGGCUUAUCAGCAGGUUGACAAUGUCACAAGCAAAAAUAAUGUUACUCUGACUGUGAAAGUCCCAGUUGACGUGGAGGAGAUGCGGAAUGUAACAGUCAUGGAGGGAACGCAUGUGACAAAGGAGUGCAAUGUGACUGCAGGGACUCCGCCCCUAACUGUUCUUUGGGAGAAUGUUAAAAGUGAUCAGAUCAUUGAGGGAAAGCUCUUAAACAUCAGUAGCAUCACAAGAUAUCAAAGAGAGUACAGAUGCAUUGCAAACAACAGCUGUGGAAGCAAUUCUUCUACCAUGUUCAUCGAUGUGCAGUAUAAACCAGAUAAUGUCACUUUGGAAACGAACACAACAGAGUACAAUGGCUGCGUCGACGUUUGGGUGACUUUCACUUGCAACUCAUCUGAAGCCAAUCCACCAGUUCAUAAUUAUAUGCUCCUUAAAAAUGGUACAGGGGUCGGUUUUAGUGAGAGUGGGAAAUGGCUAGAGAAAAUAUCACGAGGAGACACGUUUGUGUAUAAUUGCGUUGCUUAUCAAAAGCUUGACAAUGUCACAAGCUCAAAUAGUGUUACUAUGACUGUGGAAGUCCCAGUUAACUUAGAGCAGAUACAGAAUGUAACAGUCAUGGAGGGAAUGGCUGUAACAAGGGAGUGCAAUGUCACUGCAGGGACUCACCCCUUAACUGUUCUUUGGGAGAAUGUUAAAAGUGGUCAAAUCAUCGAGGGAAAGCUCUUAAAUAUCAGUAACAUCACAAGAUAUCAAAGAGAGUACAGAUGCAUUGCAAAUAACAGCUGUGGAAGCAAUUCUACCACCAUGGUCAUCGAUGUGCAGUAUAAACCAGAUACUGUCACUUUGAAGACAAACACAACAAACAACAAUUCCUGCGUCGACGUUUGGGUGACUUUCGCUUGCAACUCAUCUGAAGCCAAUCCACCACUUCAUAAUUAUAUGCUCCUUAAGAAUGGUACAGAGGUCAGUUUUAGUGAGAAUGGGAUAUGGAUGCAAAAGAUAUCACGAGGAGAAACGUUUCUCUACAAUUGCGUGGCUUAUCAGCGGGUUGACAAUGUCACGAGCACAAAUAGUGUUACUAUGACUGUCAAAGUCCCAGUUGGCGUGGAACAGAUACAAAAAGUAACAGUCGUGGAGGGAACACAUGUGACAAAGGAGUGCAAUGUGACAGCAGGGACUCCUCCCUUAACUGUUCUUUGGGAGAAUGUUAAAAGUGGUCACAGCAUUGAGGGAAAGCUCUUGAAUAUCAGUAACAUCACAAGAUAUCAAAGAGAGUACAGAUGUAUUGCAAACAACACUUGUGGAAGUAAUUCUACCACCAUGGUCAUCGAUGUGCAGUAUAAACCUGAUAAUGUCACUUUGGAGACAAACGCAACAGAGAACAAUGGCUGCGUCGACAUUUGGGUGACUUUCACUUGCAACUCAUCUGAAGCCAAUCCACCAGUUCAUAAUUAUAUGCUCCUUAAGAAUGGUACAGAGGUCAGUUUUAGUGAGAGUGGGACGUGGCUGGAGAAAAUAUCACGAGGAGAAACGUUUGUCUACAAUUGCGUUGCUUAUCAGAAGGUUGACAAUGUCACAAGCACAAAUAGUUUGACUAUCACUGUGAAAGUCCCAGUUGGCGUGGAACAGAUAAAAAAAGUAACAGUGGUGGAGGGAACACAUGUGACAAAGGAGUGCAAUGUGACAGCAGGGAGUCCUCCCUUAACUGUUCUGUGGGAGAAUGUUAAAAGAAGUCAGAUCAUUGAAGGAACGCUCUUGAAUAUCAGUAACAUCACAAGAUAUCAAAGAGAGUACAGAUGCAUUGCAAACAACAGCUGUGGAAGCAAUUUUACCACCAUGGUCAUCGAUGUGCAGUAUAAACCUGAUAAUGUCACUUUGGAGACAAACGCAACAGAGAACAAUGGCUGCGUGGACAUUUGGGUGACUUUCACUUGCAACUCAUCUGGAGCCAAUCCACCAGUUCAUAAUUAUAUGCUCUUUAAGAAUGGUCCAGAGGUCAGUUUUAGUGAGAAUGGGAGAUGGAUGCAAAAGAUAUCCCCAGGAGAAACGUUUGUCUACAAUUGCGUGGCUUAUCAGCAGGUUGACAAUGUCACGAGCACAAAUAGUGUUACUUUGACUGUGAAAGUCCCAGUUGACAUGGAACACAUACGAAAACUAACAGUCAUGGAGAGUGCACAUGUGACAAAGGAGUGCAAUGUAACAGCAGGGACUCUUCCCUUAACUGUUCUUUGGGAGAAUGUUAAGAGUGGUCAGAUCAUUGAUGGAAAGCUCUUGAAUAUCAGUAACAUCACAAGAUAUCAAAGAGAGUACAGAUGCAUUGCAAACAACAGCUGUGGAAGCAAUUCUACCACCAUGGUCAUCGAUGUGCAGUAUAAACCAGAUAAUGUCACUUUGGAGACAAACACCACAAAGAACCAUUAUUGUGUUGACAUUUGGGUGGCUUUCUCUUGCAACUCAUCUGAAGCCAAUCCACCAGUUCAUAAUUAUAUGCUCCUUAAGAAUGGUACAGAGGUCAGUCUUAGUGAGAGUGGGACGUGGCUGGAGAAAAUAUCACGAGGAGAAACGUUUGUCUAUAAAUGCGUGGCUUAUCAGCAGGUCGACAAUGUCACGAGCACAAAUAGUGUUAUUAUAACUGUCAAAGUUCCAGUUGACGUAGAACAGAUACGAAAUGUAACAGUCACGGAGGGAACUGUUGUGACAAAGGAGUGCAAUGUGACAGCAGGGACUACCCCUUUAACACUUUUUUGGGAGAAUGUUCAAGGUGGUCAGAUCAUAGAGGGAAAGCUCUUAAAUAUCAGUAACAUCACAAGAUAUCAAAGAGAGUACAGAUGCAUUGCGAACAACACUUGUGGAAGCAAUUCUACCACCAUGCUCAUUGAUGUACAAUUUAAACCAGAUAAUGUCACUUUAAAAACGAACACAACAGAGAACAAUGGCUGCAUCGACAUUUGGGUGACUUUCACUUGCUACUCAUCUGAAGCUAAUCCACCAGUUCAUAAUUAUAUGGUCCUUAAGAAUGGUACAGAGGUCAGUUUUAGUGAAAAUGGGAUAUGGAUGCAAAAGAUAUCACGAGGAGAAAAGUUUGUUUACAAUUGCGUGGCUUAUCAGGAGGUUGAUAAUGUCACGAGCACAAAUAGUGUUACUAUGACUGUCAAAGUACCAGUUGACGUGGAACAGAUACGAAAAGUGACAGUUAUGGAGGGAACACAUGUGACAAAGGAGUGCAAUGUAACAGCAGGGACUCCUCCCCUAACUGUUCUUUGGGAGAAUGUUAAAAGUGGUCACAUCAUUGAGGGAAAGCUCUUGAAUAUCAGUAACAUCACAAGAUAUCAAAGAGAGUACAGAUGCAUUGCAAACAACAGCUGUGGAAGCAAUUCUACCACCAUGGUCAUCGAUGUGCAGUAUAAACCAGAUAAUGUCACUUUGGAAACAAACACAACAAAGAACAAUUACUGUGUCGACAUUUGGGUGAUUUUCACUUGCAACUCAACUGAAGCCAAUCCACCAGUUCAUAAUUAUCUGCUCUUUAAGAAUGGUUCAGAGGUCAGUCUUAGUGAGAGUGGGACAUGGCUGGAGAAAAUAUCACGAGGAGACACGUUCGUCUACAAUUGCGUGGCUUAUCAGCAGGUUGAGAAUGUCACAAGCACAAAUAGUGUUACUAUAACUGUGAAAGUCCCAGUUGACGUAGAACAAAUACGGAAAGUGACAGUCAUGGAGGGAACAUAUGUGACAAAGGAGUGCAAGGUGACAGCAGGGACUCCCCCCUUAAGUGUUCGUUGGGAGAAUGUUAAACGUGGUCAGAUCAUUGAGGGAGAGCUCCUGAAUAUCAGUAAAAUCACAAGAUAUCAAAGAGAGUACAGAUGCAUUGCCAACAACACUUGUGGAAGCAAUUCUACCAGCAUGUUCAUCGACGUGCAGUAUAAACCAGGUAAUGUCACUUUGGAAACAAACGCAACAUGGAAGAAUAGCUGCGUCGACAUUUGGGUGACUUUCACUUGCAACUCAUCUGAAGCCAAUCCUCCAGUUCAUAAUUAUAUGCUCCUUAAGAAUGGUACAGAGGUCGGUUUUAGUGAGAUUGGGACAUGGCUAGAGAAAAUAUCACGAGACAAAACGUUUAUCUACAGUUGCGUGGCUUUUCAGCUAGUUGACAAUAUGACAAGCACAAAUAGUGUUACUGUGGCUCGAGUCCCAGUUACCGUGGAACAGAUACAGAGUUUAACAGUCAUCGAGGGUACAAAUGUCACAAGAGAGUGCAAUGCGACUGGAGGGAAAGGGAUAAAAAGCAAGCAAGCGCGGAAAAGUAGUCUUUGCAUUUGCUCACGUGAGCAGGUUAAACCAGAUAAUGUCACUUUGGAAACGAACACAACAGAGAACAAUGGCUGCGUCGACGUUUGGGUGACUUUCACUUGCAACUCAUCUGAAGCCAAUCCUCCAGUUCAUAAUUAUAUGCUCCUUAAGAAUGGUACAGAGGUCGGUUUUAGUGAGAUUGGGACAUGGCUAGAGAAAAUAUCACGAGACAAAACGUUUAUCUACAGUUGCGUGGCUUUUCAGCUAGUUGACAAUAUGACAAGCACAAAUAGUGUUACUGUGGCUCGAGUCCCAGUUACCGUGGAACAGAUACAGAGUUUAACAGUCAUCGAGGGUACAAAUGUCACAAGAGAGUGCAAUGCGACUGGAGGGUCUCCUCCCCCUGCUGUUUUUUGGGAGAAUGUUAAAAGUGGUCGGUUUAUGGCAGGAAGGCUGUUGAACAUCACUCACAUAACAAGAUUUCAAACAGAGUACAGAUGCAUUGCAAAUAACAUUUGUGGAAUGGACUCUACGACGAUGUUUAUUGAUGUACAGUAUAAACCAUCAUCUACCCAGUCAAGCUCUAUCGUUAAACUGGUGUUAGGAGAAGAUAGGUCUAUUGGUUGCCCUGUGGAUAUCGGAAACCCCCCGGCUGUCAUUACGUGGUUUAAAGGAAAUGAUACCAAUGGUACUAAAAUAGCCAUAACCUCAACUUUGGAGGUUCAAAGCGCCGUUCUAAGUGACGAAGGAUGGUAUAUCUGUUUUGCAAAAAAUGUCCUGGGAAAUGCAACCGGCAAUUUGUUGCUACUGGUUGUAUUACCUACAGCUGCUACCCCAUCCCCUACAACUCCCACAGCUUCAGAAAUCACAGAAGUUUACCUGACGGUAACAAUACAGGAGAACUGUAGCAAACGUUCAGAAGUUGCUGCGAGAUUUCCAGAUGUGGCUUGUCAAGUUGCCCUUAGCUUUGGCUGCUUAUCCGCCAAUAGCAUAUACACCAGGUGUGGCAGUGUUGUUCUCGACUUCAUGAUGAAGCUCAAUCAAAGCGUAGUUGUCAGCCAUGUUUUGACUUUCCUGUCGGAUGCUGCUAGGAAAGACAAAUUCGGAGUUUUUAAAGUCGAUCCAGCCUCAAUAAAACAAGUUUUGAUACCCACAGAUGGCUUGGACAGCCCAACACAAGGUGCUCUUGGAAAACAGGGGACCUAUGAAGAUGUAAAAGGUGUUUACGACGUAAGUUACAACUAA
Molecule: messenger RNA, 6288 nt
Organism: Stylophora pistillata
Lineage: Eukaryota; Metazoa; Cnidaria; Anthozoa; Scleractinia; Pocilloporidae
Product: tyrosine kinase receptor Cad96Ca
Biological process (GO): protein phosphorylation; B cell activation; cell surface receptor protein tyrosine kinase signaling pathway
Cellular component (GO): signaling receptor complex; extracellular exosome; external side of plasma membrane
Molecular function (GO): transmembrane receptor protein tyrosine kinase activity; CD4 receptor binding; sialic acid binding
Source: RefSeq, a predicted model, not a curated record